Molecule: messenger RNA, 7075 nt
Organism: Phlebotomus papatasi
Lineage: Eukaryota; Metazoa; Arthropoda; Insecta; Diptera; Psychodidae
Gene: Graf
Product: rho GTPase-activating protein Graf
Exons: 13
Coding region: 847-3549 (900 amino acids)
Biological process (GO): signal transduction
Cellular component (GO): cytoplasm
Molecular function (GO): GTPase activator activity; protein binding
Source: RefSeq, a predicted model, not a curated record
GUCAGCGAUUCAAAUGUAUGGGAGAUUUUGAUAAACAGUGACGUAUUUGCUCGAAAGUGGUGCCUAAAAUUGAGUGGAAAUCGUGAUUUUAGGCCGUUUUUCCGCCCAAAUCUUUGCGUCAGCUUGUGAAGUGGAGUUCAAUGUUUACGAAGGAGCACGUGAUAUAGGGAAAUAGCGCAAAAUUUGUGCCUUUUUCGUGAAUAUUUAUCCACUAAGUUGGGAGACGAGAGUGAGAGAGAGUCGUAAGUGAACUGCGCAUCUUACAUAAAUGUACAUAUAUUAUGUUGGAAAAAUUUCACUUGCUGUUUUUGUGCACAAUUUCUCGACAUUUUGCUGCAAUCUGCUGAAAAAGUGCCACAACUCAAGAGACACUGCCAAGUGGUUUAGUGAGAUUUUCCAUGUGAAAAAAGGUGAUAUUGAAUUUUUCUAAUAUGAAUCAGCAGAUAAUCACUUGUUGAAUGUAGUGCUUCAAUGGUGUUUAAAAUGACGUCCCAAUAGCUACAUAAACACCAACACACCUACACUGCUUUUUUUUUUCUUCUCUCUGAAAAUUUUUCUCCAUGAACACAAUCACCAAGUGAGAAUUAUUUGAAAAAAAAAGAGAACUCUGGAAACAGAGUCAAGACCCAUUCUGUGAGGACAAGUUCCAGUUCAUUGGCAAACGGAUAGAAAUUCCCACCUGGAAGUGCCUCUGAAAGUGACUUUGGCGCGAGAUUGAAGAGGAAAAUUUUGGCAAAUACAGUGAAGGAAAAGGUGUGUUUGUGACCAAAUAAAUACAAAACAAUACCUCCUCAUCAAACCACCAACACAUUUGUGCUGCUAGUGAAAUCCAAAGAGGCCAAAAAAAUGGUGGUUGGACUGCAAGCGCUAGAAUUCGCGGACUGUUUGUUGGAUAGCCCUGAAUUUCGGGAAAAUCUCAGUAGACAUGAAAAAGAGCUGGAUAAAACCAGUCAGCAGAUUAAGCGGAUUAUAAAGGAAAUUAAGGAUCUGUUAACUGCUGCAAGAAAUUUAUCACGAGCACAGCGUGCACUGUCCAAGAGUCUUGGUGAAUUCAAUUUUGAAUUUAUUGGAUCAAAUCAGACGGAAGAUGAGCAGACGAUCGUUGCGAGCUUGGAACAAUUUAGCCAGCUGAUUAAUACAAUUGAAGAAGAGCGUGGACGGAUGUUGGAACAGACACAAGAUAACAUCGUUAGUGCAUUGGAGUACUUUAGGAAGGAACAUAUUGGAGGUGUAAAGGAGAGAAAGAAGCUAUUCGGCAAGAAGACGGCCAAAUUUUGUCAAGCACAAGAGAGAUUUCUCAGUAUGUCAACAAAAAAAUCCGACCUUAUAAUUCAAGAGGCGGACGCGACUCUUGGAAUGCUCGAAAGGGAAUAUCUUGGAGAAAGUCUCAGCUAUGUAUUGCGAAUUCAGGAAGUUCAGGAACGUAUUAAAUUUGAAUUUGUUGAGACAAUUUUAAGAUUUAUGUCCGGUUGGCUCGUUUUCUAUCAUCUGGGUCAUGAGAUAUCUGAAGAAUACAAGACAUAUAUAAGUGAUCUUCAACUUAAAAUACAAAAGACGAGAGAAAAUUUUGACGAAACUCGAACUAAAGCUGAAGAAUUGAAAGGCAAAUACAAAGAAAGUAAAAUGAAACCUGAAUCAGAGUACACCAAACAGGGGUAUCUGUUCCUCCUGGAAAAGAAAGCAUUCACAGCCACAUGGUCCAAAUACUAUUGCACUUAUAAGAAAGACAAGAAGCAAUUUUCAAUGGUAUUCUACAAUCAAAUAUCUGGGCGAACGGAAGCCCAGACGGAAACCUACAAUCUCUCUUCGUGUACGAGGAGAGCGUCAGACUUUGAGAAACGCUUCUGCUUUGAUCUCACCUUUGACCAGAAGCCAGGAAUUAUCUUCACAUUCCAGGGAUUGAGUGAGGAAGAUCGGAAAUCAUGGCUUAAUGCAAUGGAUGGCAAAGAACCGACCUACUUGACACCAGGAAAGUCGCAGCAGAGCGAUGAGUAUCACCUGGAUGAUGUUGGUUUUGCCUUUGUACGGAAAUGCAUAGAAAUCCUAGAGACGAGGGGUCUUGAGGAAGAGGGGCUGUAUCGAAUUGGUGGAAUUGGAACGAAAAUCAGCAAAAUCCUUUCUCUGGGAAUGGAUAGGAAGAAAAAUGAAAAAGAUCGUUUUCAAUUCGUUACUGAGGAUCAGUACAGUGAUUUGCUGGAAAGUAAAACAAUCGCUAGCGCCCUCAAACACUAUCUGCGGAAUUUAAAUGAACCCUUGAUGACCUUUAGACUUCACAAUGGAUUUAUAGCUGCUGCAAAACUUGAUACUCGAAUUCAGCGACUAAGUGAGGUGCAUACGUUAGUACACAGAUUGCCAAAAUCUAAUUUUGAGAUGCUAGAGAUUGUCAUAAGGCACUUGAAAGCAGUGUCGAUGAAAUGUCAUAAGAAUAAAAUGUCAGUAUUUAACUUGGGAGUGGUAUUUGGACCAACACUUCUGAGAGCUAUGGAGGAAACUGUGGCCUCAAUAUUGGACAUUAAGUUCAAUAAUGUUGUCAUAGAGAUCCUUAUUGAGAAUUAUGAUCUGAUUUUUAAGAGUACUCCCGGAAGGGCAUCAGACUAUCUUAUACAUUCCAAUCCACCUGAAUCCAUUCCCCGGAGUCAGUAUCAUGGAAAGAGUGUCUAUUCUCAGCAACCACUUGUAAGGGUUGUCGCAAAGUCCAACUAUACCGAUCCAGUGAUGUCAUCGAGCUUACAGAACAUUCCAAAUGGAAUGAUGCUGUAUCAGAAUAAUAGUCCUAUGAGUAUUCCGGGAUCAUCCUAUCAUCAGAAGUAUGAACUAAAAUCUUCUACGGGAACAUCACAGUCAACCCAUUCGCUGCCACAUAGCGAAGUAAAACUCUCCCCACGCGAUAUGCCCAUAAAUCGCGAUACACUCUAUAGCGCAAUACGGAAUUCAAAUCGUGGCCAAGACACCAUUCAGCCAAAUCAUCACAACUACAGCAAUUUGCGAAAAGUGAGAGAUCACAGUCGCGAUGCCAAGUCAUCAGGCAGGAUGCAGCACAGCAAUGGCGAUGAGAUGUACGAAGCGACAACAAAGCGUCUCAAUGCUAUGACAUACAGCGAAUCCAAUUUAAUUCAACCUCGAGAAAUUGCUAUUGUCGAUCGUAUGAAUUCAACUAGUAGCUCCAAUGAGUCUGUCUGUUCGACAUCCAGUCGUGAUCUUAUGCACUACACGUGCAAGAGUCAUGUGCAGCCCACGGCGGUCAAUUCGGCAGCAGAUUGGACGUAUCCCCAUCAUACCACACCCAAUAACACUAGUCACAAUGUCAUACCAAAGAAGAGCUACAUGAGGAAUCGAUAUGGCAGUGAGCAGAAGGAUAUUCUGUCCAAUGAUCAAGUUCGCGUCCGGACACUGUAUGCCUGCAUGGCGGAGAAUGAUGGAGAGUUGUCUUUCGAACCAAAUCAAAUCAUUACCAAUGUUAAACCAUCGAGCGAGGCUGGUUGGUUGGAAGGGACACUUAAUGGCAAAUCUGGCCUUAUUCCACAGAACUACGUCGAAAUUAUCCCAUGAAAAUAAGACGAUAAUCCCAAUUAACGGCAAUAUUUCGGUGGGAAAUUUCAAAAAUUGUAUUUUCGUUUUGUUUUUCUUUGGAAAUUUGAAGAUAUUCCUUUCAUAAAUUUUGUAAAUUAUUUUGAGAAUGUUUUUUUUUGGUAUAAGUUGAAAUGAAUAUAAUUUUCUUUCAAGUUCUAGUUUGUAGGGAGGUUGCCUUAGACUUUCAGAGUAUGCUUCGUGAAAAUAAUUUAGGUCACGCCCCUUUUAGGAAUUAUAGUCAAGUUAGGAUGAUUUUUUUCAUUUUGUAUAUCUAUAAAAAAUGUUAUAAUACUACCCAAUUAGAUUAUAAACACUAUUUCAGUCUUAUCUAAAGUUCCUUUCACUCUGAGAAAAAUAAACCACGCCCACAGUAAGCAAGUGAUUUUUCGGAAAUCUCAAGGGGUUACUCAAACUUGGAAUACCGACACAUUUUUUCGUUCGAAUCUAUGGAAUCCAUGGAAUCACUCGUAAGAUUCUAAUAGGAUCUGAAAUACAAUUCCUUCAAGAAUCACCGGAGUCAAAUGGAAUCACAGAAUCAUUCUUAAUUCAGCGAUAGAUAAGCUAUACUACAUUACAGAUUUCUAUGGAUUUUUUUCUUAUUUUCCAAAGAAAAUUGGACAUUUUCAACUACAACAACAAUCAUAUAACACGUCUCAUUCAAAAAUAAAUACGAUUUCUCCCGUGGCGGAUACAAACUAAAAUACCCAGUCAGCAAAUGCGGUUAAGGCGGACCCCCGGGAUACCAAGAACAAAAUCGUUCUUCAAUAUUUUACACAGAUUGAGGUGCCCAUUCUCUUCGAUUAAUAAGAGGCUCUAUUUAGAGACAAGGAUUCAGAUAGGAUUUUAGAAAGACAGGAGCCAAAUUGAUGAACUAUCCCCAAAAGAAAUCGUUUUUUUUUCGAACGCAAAGAACAAAAGUUUCCUAAAAAAAUUGUAAAAAAAACUUAAUUAUUAGACUUUGAGCUUAAUUAAGAAUCAAUAAAGGAAAACAAUCUGGAAACUUACGAUCUGUUUUUCGAGGAAAUCACUGCCGAUUUAAGCGAUUUUGGAGGAUUUUGACAAAAGGUACAAAAGCAUUUUCAUGUAUCUGAGUAGCCUUCCAUUCCAGGAAAUUGAAUUUUAAGUUUGAGGAUCCCAAACGAUGUUCUUACUGAGUUAUCUCACUUGUAUAUUAAAAUUUUAAUAUGAUUCACAUUAAUUGUCGCUGGUGAGAGUCCAAAUGUGUAAUUUGUGUGUUGGAAUCAUUUUAUAUUCAAAAUUUGAUCUAUUUGUUGAUAAGAAGGUAGACUUGGCCCGCAAAAUUUGAUAUAAAUUGAUUUAUAGCAUUAAUGCGAAAAAUUAAUGCGAUUUUCCCUUUAAUUUUUUAAUGUGAAAAAUAUUUAUGCUUUAGGUAAAUUUAUACUUGUUUUUGCGGGCCAAGUCCACUUGUUUAUCAAUAAAUAGAAAAACCCCAAAUAUAAGGUGACUCAAAGACACAAAUAACAUAUUUGGACGCUCACAAGCGACAAUUAAUGUGAACCACAUUAAAAUUUUAAUGUGCAAGUGUGAUAACGCCCUAAGAAACAGACAAAAUGACAACUACCGUGUCAAGGUUAUGAAUAUCACGCAUGCAAUACAUUUUUUAAAUUCUUCUUGCAAGUCACCCUUUGAUUGUUUUAUAACGAUUUUUGCAUUUUUAACUUCUAAAAUAAUCAUAAAAUUAGGUUUAAUAAUCUUUUUAUCGAAAAUUGAAAUAUUUAAUUGAUUUAGUAUCAAGUUUUUAAGGAGGUGUCUCACAUUCCACACUGCUUUGUCCAACUUUCCAAACUGUCUCAAUUUAAGCAAAUUACCCUACUAAAUUUUUAUUUACUCAAAAAAUCUCCUUUGGAACAAAUUCUGAAUUAGACUAUUCUACCCUGUACUUCGAUAUUUCCAUUAUUUUGAAGAAACAAAUAUGUUUCUUCAACUGUCUCUCUACUGUCUCGCUUUAGACCAAUUACCCUAAAAUCCAAAUAGGGGAAAGUGCUCUCCCUUCCAACCUUCAUGCCUUCGAAUAAUGUGAAUUUCUUUUGUUUUUCAUAAGAGAUUUACACUAAAUUAUCACAGAAUUAUCAACAAUUGAUGGUAAGUCAACUAAUAUUUAAUAGAAAUGUGUAAGUCUCUUAGGAAAAAUAAAAGAAAAUUCACAUUAUUCGAAAGGAUGAACGUUCGAACGGAGAGUACUUUCCCCUAUUUCAAAUUUGCCAUACCUCUUGAAGGGGGCGUGACAUAAAUAAUUCUUGGAGGGAACCUACUUAGGAAGUCCUCUUUCUUUCUUUAGAGAUUAUUUUUUAAAAAUCAUGUACCACCGUCUACGAUAUUAUUCCACGGAAUAUUGCUGGUAAUUUGGAUUUGUUAUUAAUUAUAUCAAUGUCUUAGACUUUAGAAUAACAUGUAUCUUAUGCAGUUUACAAUGUUUUAAAAACAAUUGAAAAAAAAAUCAUUCAAUAGCAAUUCUACUGGAAAACCAAUUUCUACUGAUAUAUUCCAAUAUAAAAUAAAAUUAAUGAUGCUAUAUAAACUUCAACAACAAAAAAUAUAUACAACAUAAUUUACACAUAUCAAGAACGUUCUUAUUUUUUACAAAACUCACCCUAUCGAUACAUUUUUUCUUUUUUUGAUGUAGGAUAGAAGUGAGACUAACUACUCCUAAAUAUUGCAUUCUAAUGCAUAUUUUAUUUUACUCUUUAUUGUUUUAUUUCUUCUAUGGUUUUUUUUUUUAAUCUUUUGCCAUAUGAAACAUCAGCCAUUCUAAAAAGCAUUAACAAGAUAAAACUAUUAAUAAAACUGUGAUAAUGUCAUGAGAAAUACAUUGACUAAAUUUUUCUGCGUUAAUUAUUUAAAAAAAAAAAAGCAAAAAGAUAAAUAUUGAAAAAUUCCAAAUUUUACUUUGUAUUAUUUUUUUUCGUAAGAUGCACUCAAAGUUAUUAAUCACUGAAAAUUAAGCAUUGACUUUCUAAAAAGUAUGUUUUAUAUUUUUCUUUUUGUGUUUGUUGAGAAUAUGCAAAACAUCUGUUGCCAAGCAGACUAUUUAAAAAAAAAUUCACAACAUUCGAGCGAAUAGGGACCAUGCAAAGAUGAGAAAAUGAACCCAUACAUUUCUUUUCUAAUUAGAAAAAUUUUUAAACUUAAAGAAAAAAUUACCGUGAAUAAUUUAAAAAGAAAAAUUAAUCCCCUUUACAGACAAAUUUGUAUAUGGCAUUUUGUAAAAAGGAUAAAAAAAAAGAAUAUUAUUCACUUUAUUUGUAAGGGAUUGUACAUUAAUAAAUAUUAUACUAGGAAUAAGAAUUCAAUGGGAAUAUACAAAGAAUUAAAAAAAAAAUAUUGAAAUGCUAAUGUAUAAAAAAAAUGGAAAAGAAUAUUGCGUUCUAUAGUGAAUAAUGAAAAAGUGUCUUUACUUUUGUUGAUAAGAAAUCCCAAUUUAAAAAAAAAAAUAUGUAUUUGUAUACUUAAUAAAAAUUAAAUAAAAUGACUAAUGAAUAUUUCA